AGUGGGGGGGCUGGGGAACAGACGGCUGGGGAGCCCUCGUUGUCCCUCCGGGUCACUCUGUCCCUGAGAAGAGAGGCCGCCGCCACGGCUGGGAAGGGGCCGCCGGCGGCCAAUGCGAAAUUGGCUGGUGCUUCUGUGCCCGUGUGCGGUCGGGGUCGCGCUGCACCUCUGGCUGCUGCUCCUCAGCUGCCCGGCUGGUGGCCCCGGGAAGCAGCACCCGGCAGGUCUACUGGCUUUCUUUCCUCACUGGAAACCGAAGCAUUAUGAUGUCAUUGUAGGGGUACUGUCUGCAAGACACAAUGAAGAGUUGCGUAAUGUUAUAAGAAGCACUUGGUUCAGGCAUUUGAAGCAACAUGCAGGAUUAAAUCAACGUGUCCUUGUGAAGUUCAUAAUUGGUUCACGUGGAUGUGAUGUGCCAGUGGAAGAUCGAGAAGAUCCUUAUUCAUGCAGACUUCUGAAUAUCACCAACCCAGUCCUGAAUCAAGAAAUUGAAGCAUUCACUUUGCCAGAGGAUGAUACUUCAGUGCUUUCUGAAGACAGAGUUGUCAGUGUACAUUUCAAAGUCCUUUACCCAAUUGUUAUUACAAGUCUCGGGGUGUUCUACGAUGCUAAGGGUGUAGGAUUCCAGAGAAACAUCACAGUGAAACUGUACCAAGCAGAACAGGAGGAGGCACUCUUCAGUGCUCGUUUUAGUCCUCCUAGUUGUGGAGUACAAGUGAACAGACUUUGGUACAAACCUGUAGAACAGUUCAUUCUGCCUGAGAGUUUUGAAGGCACUAUUGUGUGGGAAAGCCAGGAUCUACAAGGCCUCGUGUCUAGAAAUCUUCACAAAGUGAUGGUGAAUGAUGGAGGAGGUGUCUUCCGAAUCACUACGGCAGGGGAAGGAUCAUUGCCACAUGAAUUUACACAAGGCGUGGAGGGGAUUGCCGGUGGUUUUAUUUACACAAUUCAAGAAGGAGAGGCCCUUUUACAAAGUUUGCAGAGUCGCCCUGAAAGGAUUAUGCAUCAUGUAAAUAAACUUGAAGAGGAAGAUGCCUUAUUGAAGGAUGAAAGUAACACUUACGAUGAUAUUGUAUUUGUUGAUGUUGUUGACACCUACAGAAAUGUUCCAGCUAAAUUAUUAAACUUCUAUCGAUGGACAGUAGAAUCAGCAAGCUUCAACGUGUUGCUGAAGACAGACGAUGACUGCUACAUAGAUUUAGAGGCUGUGUUCAACAGAAUAAAGCUCAAAAAUUUGGGUAGACCAAAUACUUGGUGGGGAAAUUUCAGAUUAAACUGGGCAGUUGAUCGGACAGGGAAGUGGCAAGAACUGGAGUAUCCAAGCCCUGCAUACCCAGCCUUUGCUUGUGGGUCUGGUUACGUUAUCUCCAAAGACAUUGUAGAAUGGCUUGCAAGCAAUUCAGAAAGACUAAAGAUAUAUCAGGGAGAAGAUGUCAGUAUGGGUAUUUGGAUGGCAGCAAUUGGUCCAAAACGAUAUCAGAUUGAAAGUCAGUUUGGGCGACUUCCGGUACGGCGCAGUGAGCGAGCGGGCGCUCUUUGGGACUCCCGAAUCGCCCACUCCCCUCUUUGCUCUUUUUGGUGCUCUCCUGGUUUACUGGGGGCAUCGCCCAACCUCCUGAAGGGAGGCAGGGUACCAAGGGGCUCCACCCGGCCACCCCCGCACCUGGGAAGUGUGGGGGAGAGCCGUUUUUGCCUCAAAGCGGGAGCGACCGAGGGAAGGAAACAUGGCCUCCAUGUUUUCCAAUAGCUGCGACCAGCUGUUUUUAAGGAUUGUUUCGUUUAGGGUUUUUUCUUUUUUCUUUAGUUUUUUCUUGCAACAAAGGAAAUUUGUGAAUACGCAAUUGCUUUCUUUAUAAUUGGUGGUGACCCUUAUUAAAUGACCCCCACAAGACUGUCUCAAAUUUUUGAAAUGUUUACGCAGCCAUGGAAAGGAACGGAGCAAAAGACAGGAAAAUGGCGUUAAGUGGGCAAAAGGAAGAAGUCUCAGCAGGAGAAAUAGUAUUAAUUUACUUAGAAAAUAGUGAAUUUGGACAUAUAACUCUGCACCAGUUAAAAAACCUUCUAAUUAACAAGGUGUGGCAGGCAGCUGAGGACGCCUGCAAAAAUAUUAUUAAGAACCUUCUAACUAAAGACCCAGAAUUGGAAAUCAAACAGAAGCCUGCGCAGGAAGAACAGGAGGAGCCCCUGCAAUGUCAGCGUUUUGUGAUUUCAGAGAAGGAAUAAGGCAACUGCCAAGGCAAAAAAGUACAAGGGCCUCAGUCACACGGGCCGGAUAUCACAGGGGGGGGAGGUGUGGC
Molecule: messenger RNA, 2297 nt
Organism: Gekko japonicus
Lineage: Eukaryota; Metazoa; Chordata; Lepidosauria; Squamata; Gekkonidae
Gene: B3GALNT2
Product: beta-1,3-N-acetylgalactosaminyltransferase 2
Exons: 12
Coding region: 113-1747 (544 amino acids)
Cellular component (GO): membrane
Molecular function (GO): hexosyltransferase activity
Source: RefSeq, a predicted model, not a curated record